Candoia aspera is the source of this 2605-nucleotide messenger RNA. RefSeq names its product DAZ interacting zinc finger protein 1 (gene DZIP1). The transcript has 17 exons. Gene Ontology annotation, biological process: cilium assembly. Lineage: Eukaryota; Metazoa; Chordata; Lepidosauria; Squamata; Candoiidae. The coding region runs from base 75 to 2453 and encodes 792 amino acids. Gene Ontology annotation, cellular component: ciliary basal body; cytoplasm. The record is from RefSeq and is a predicted model, not a curated record.
CCGAGACACCCCCGGCAGGCGUCGGCGUGGGACCUCCGUCUCUCUCUGUCCCUGCAGGCGGCCCGCUCGCUUGGAUGGCGGCAGCGGCCUCCCCGCCGCCCGGGACGGCCCUGCCCCCCUUCCAGUUCCGCCCGCGGCACGACGGCCCGGACUGGCGUCGGCUGAGCACCGUGGAGGUGGACCGCGUGGCGGCCGAGGUGGACGUGGCGGUGCUGCAGGAGCACCUGGAACACGUCACCUUCUGCAACGCCGGCCGCGAGCGCUGCCCGCAUUGCCAGGGCCCCGCCGACCCGCUGCUGCUCAAGCUCCUGCGCCUGGCGCAGCUCAGCCUCGAGUACCUGCUCCACUCCCAGGACUACCUCAGCGCCCAGCUCCGCGCCGGCCAGGAGCUGCUCCGCGCCGCCGACGCCCACCGCGACCUGCUCGCCAAGGACGUGGCCCGCGGGGCCCAGCAGAUCCGGCUGCUCAAGGAGGAGUGCAAGCGCCGCAAGAAGAUGAUCAGCGCCCAGCAGAUGAUGCUCCAGGCCGGGGCCACCUACCACCAGUGUCAGUUUUGUGACAAAGCCUUUAUGAACUAUUCCUUCCUGCACAGUCAUUUGCAGCGUCGCCAUUCAGAAGAACCGCUCGCUGAUCAGAAGAAGAAAUCACAGACCGAUAAACUGCAGGAGGAGAUCAACCAACUGAAGGAGCAAUUACAACUUACCAGGUCUCAGUUAGAAGCUGAGCAACAUGCCCAUUUAGUCAAACUGUCUAUGGAAUAUGAAGAACGCAGUUCCAAAGAGGAGGAGAUUCGGCAGUUAUUUCACAAAUGGAAAGAAGAAGAAAAGUUAAAAUUGGCCAGUGAACUUGAGAAAGUGAAAGAGAUGUUUAUGAAGGAAUUUAAAGAAUUAACUGCAAAAAAUUCAGAAUUAGAAAAUCAUUUGCUAGAAGUACAGAAGUCCAACCAACAUCUGAAAUCCAAUUUAGGCACAUUAAAAGAUACCUAUGAAUUGACAGAAGAGAAACAUCAGAUUGCUAUGGAUCAUCAGAACAUAAUGCAGCUUCUUGAAAAACAGGAAGCUAAGUGGUCUUCUAAGGUACAAGCUCUUCAAGAAGAACAUGAAAAUGAAAAGCACCAGCUCACAUCUCAAAUUGAGAAGCUCAAAGCGUCAGUGGCUGAGGAUCUGAAUACAAGCAACGUUUUCUAUAAGAAGAGGCUAGAAGAACUAGGACAAAAGCUGCAAGAACAGAGGGAUCUUAUUAUUACCCAGAAGCAUCAGAUAGAAAAGCUGGCUUCAAAAAAACCAGUAGAAAACUUAAAGUCAUCUGAGGUGAAAGCUUCAGUGCAAAAUGUUCAGCCUAAAUCAAGCCCAUCAUCUAUGCGUGAAAUAGAAAAGCACGUGCACAAAACAGGAAAGAAUAAGUCUCAUAUAAUAAAUACUUUGAAGAGCGAUCCUUCUUUAACAAAAGAGCUGAGAACUGUUUUGGAGCAGACCCUAGCAGAAAAGUUGGAAUCCUUGGGAAUUAAAUCCGGAGUGCAUGGCAUCCCAAGUGAUCAUUUGAACAGAGUCUUAAUAUCUGUUGAGUCUGCUAGAGAAGAGAGAAAGAAACAGUUGCCUGACAUUCAACAUAUUCGGGAGCAACUUGAACGACAAGUCAGCUUUAGAGUUGCAGAAAGAUCAUCUUGCAGCAGACUUCUUUCCAGCCCACAUCUUUCUUCAGAAGCUAAACAGAGGGCAGCUCGCUUAGGAACUUCAUUAUCCACCAUCUUGCCCAAGCCAGUAAAAUGUUCUUCCAUUGCCAAACGCUCACCCAGGCAAAGAACACUGCCUGCUGAAAACACAUCUACCCCAAAAAUCAAGAAGAGUAUGUUGAAGGAUGAAACUUCUAGAAAGCCACCUAGUACUGUAACUCCUCCAUUUAGCUCAGAAGAGGAAGUGGAGGAAGAUAACAUCAUGCAGUCCUACAUCUCACCUGAAUUAUCUCUGCAUAAGACAUCAAAGUGCAAGAGCAAAGACAGCUUGCCAAGAUUUGCAAAUCAGAAUGAUGCAAACUUCCCUGAAAACGAAGUAGAGCUUGAGCCAUCCAGAAGCUCUUUAAUUCAAAAUGAAAUGGAUGAAAUGGAAAAGUUUCUUUUGAGCCAAAGAAAGGAAAGUAAACAAACUGCAGGAACUAAUGGUGGUUCAGCAUCUAUUCAAACAUGUGCCCAAGGAGUGAAGUUUACAGGUGUUGAAGAUGAGGAUGAUUGGGAUUUAUCAUCUCUGGAAGAUGAAAAACCUUUGCAGGAUGAGAAAAAUAAGAAUGUACCUGCUGUUGAAAAGAAUGAUUCAUAUGUUAUAUCCAUGAUCCAUGGAUGGGAAAAUCCUAUGGGAAAACCAAUAAAGGAAGAAGGACUUCAAGAGGCAGAUACCUCAAGCACACAGAAAAGCAGCCUCGUUACUGUUACAGAUUGGAGUGACUCUUCAGAUAUUUGAUUGUCCAAGAAGGAGGUUUAAUCUGAUUUCUGUCCUUUUUUCUUAUUGUGCACUAACAAGGAACUUUUCUUUACAAAUCUGUGUCCAGAGUUUUACCUUUUAUUAAAUGCAAGCUUUUAAUUACUUCCAGCUAGUUCUCCUGGAAGAAGUGG